Messenger RNA from Sitodiplosis mosellana (orange wheat blossom midge), 3834 nucleotides. RefSeq lists its product as uncharacterized. Bases 153 to 3629 code for a protein of 1158 amino acids. The record is from RefSeq and is a predicted model, not a curated record. Gene Ontology annotation, biological process: sphingolipid metabolic process. The transcript is spliced from 11 exons. Gene Ontology annotation, cellular component: lysosome. NCBI's taxonomy places the organism in Eukaryota, Metazoa, Arthropoda, Insecta, Diptera, Cecidomyiidae.
UUGGAACUAUCAAUCAAAACACAAACAUCUACGUACAUUUGCAAUACGGCUGUUUUCAUGGUUCAUCUGUAUUGUUGUUUUAUUUUGUCAGAGAUAGUGAGUGAUUCAGUAAUUUAACAAAGUCAAGAGAAGAAAGACGUAGAAUACAAAACAUGAAGACGAUCUUUAUAGCCUUUUGUGGCUUAUUAUUUUUUGGGGUAGAGGCAUCACCAUAUUUAACAUCCGACUCAGCAAUAAAAUUGAAUCCAGAAUGUGCUAAAGGACCCGUACAUUGGUGUCAAAGUCUGGCAACCGCUAAAUCAUGUGGCGCAGUGACUCACUGCAUUCAAACGGUUUGGGAAAAACAAACGUAUCCAGAAGACAAUGAUUCAAUUUGUCAGAUUUGCUUGGACAUGGUGAAACAGGCUCGCGAUCAAUUGCGCAGCAAUGAAACGCAGGAAGAUUUGAAAGCCGUCUUUGAAGGCACCUGUGCAUUCAUUCGAAUCAAAAAGAUUCGUCAAGAGUGCGACAAAGUAGCCGAUGACAUGGUGCCCGAAUUGAUUGAAGCGUUGAGCUCGCAAAUGAAUCCACAAGUCGUGUGCUCCGUAUCGGGACUGUGCAACAGUGCUCUCAUCGAUAAAGAGUUGGCAAAACACUCGAACGAAAUGGUCGUGCAGAUGAAAUCAACCGGACUUACGUGCCGGCAAUGCAACAAAGUUUCGAACAUAAUCUCAACGAAAUUCGCAAAUACCAACCGCGAUAAGGUCUUGGAAAAUAUGUUAUCCGUAUGCGGUGAAAUGUCUUCGCUAAGCGAUGGAUGCUCAGCUAUCGUUUUGUCCUAUUUCAACGAUGUCUACGCACAUCUGAAAGACAAUUUGAACGCAGAAAACAUUUGUCACAUGGCUGGCGUUUGCGCCGAUCAAUUCCAUCAACACGAAGAGGACGAAAUCGAAAUUAUCCCCGACUCACAAAUCGGAUUCAUCAAGCGCGAAGGCGAUGAUAUUCCAUGCGAUCUUUGCAAACAACUCAUUGUACACUUGAGAGACUUGCUGGUUGCCAACACCACCGAAUCGGAAUUCAAAAAUGUUCUCGAAGGCAUUUGCAAGCAAACGAAAUCAUUCAAAUCCGAGUGUUUGAGUUUGGCCGAUCAAUACUAUGACGUGAUCUAUGCUAAACUUACACAAGGAUUGGAUCCAGAUGGUGCGUGCUUCAUGAUUGGCAUCUGUCCAAAGGGCUUAACUCAGCAGCCACAACAUUCAUACGAAAUAAUGCCAUUGGUACCAAAUAGUCAGCUACUCGUCAAGAAGAAACUUUUGGGUGAAAAUGAACCAGUAUUCUCGGCUCAAGCGAUACAAAGCUUCCAGUUGCCCAAAGAUGUGUUGCUCUUGAAUACGGAACAACUUGCAGCUAACGCUGGCCAGAAAAAGAGCAACCAAUUCUGCACACUCUGUGAAUAUUUCUUGCAUUUUGUCCAAGAUGCAUUGGCCUCACCGCAAAAUGAAGAGAAUAUCAAGGCCUCAGUGCUGAACAUGUGCCACAAAGUUCGCAAAGAAUUCCAAUCCGAAUGCCAAACAUUUGUUGACCAGUAUGCCGAUGCAAUCAUUGCUCUGUUGAUCCAAGAAAUUGAUCCAUCACAAAUUUGCCCGAAAUUAUCGGUUUGUGUGCAAUCCACAUCGACGGCCAACGAAAAAUGUCCACUUUGUCUGUUCUUGGUGCAAGACAUUGAGGAUCAAUUGCAACACAACAAAUCAAAACAGAAUAUCGAAGAUAAAUUGCAUGUUCUGUGCAAUCGUUUGAAAGAUGAUUUGAAGGCCGAAUGCCUUGACUUUAUCAACACGUAUACGGCUGAACUGGUUGAUAAAUUGGCUAACGAUUUUUCACCACGCGAUAUUUGCUUGUACUUGAAAUGUUGUACGGAUAAAGAGGAAGUACUUAUCGAGAAAAUUGGAGAUAAAGCCAGCUACAAUGAUUAUCUUACAAACACGGUUUAUGAAGUUGAUUCGGAACAAGUUUCCGCGCCUGAAUGCCUUUUGUGUAAGGAAUUGGUGAAAAAAAUGGAGAAAAGAAUUGCGGAGGAUAAAUCAAGGGAUCAUAUCAAAAAGGUUCUUGAAGAGGCAUGCCACUCUCUGCCGAAAGUCACAAUGAAAAAUAAAUGUUUGGCUGCAAUUGACAAAGAAUCCGAUUACAUUGUCGAUUUACUCAUCAAAGAAGUCACACCCAAAGAAGUAUGCUUGGCCUUGGGAUUCUGCUUUGCAAAAACUGAAUUCGUUCAAAUGGUUCCAUUGCCCGAAAUUAAACCCAAACCAAAGCCAAACCCAUACGUAUGUCGUGUGUGUGAAGUUGUCGUCAAAAAGGUUGAAGAACAACUGAACAACAAAACCGCACAAGAAGACGUUGAAAAUUGUGUGAAACAAGUUUGUACCGCUCUACCAAAUUCGUUCCGACCACAGUGCAAGAAAUUCAUCGAUGCAUACGCAAAUGAAAUCAUCAAACACUUCCCAAGCGAAUCACCCAAAGUACUUUGCACAAAAGCCUGUCUGUGUGAGAGCAGCGAAGAAGAAGCGCCCGAACAAUCUCCAGAGAUUGAUGAAGAUGCUGCUCCCGAAUGUAUUUUGUGCGAACAAUUGGUGAAAGAAGUGGAGAAGAAAGUCGAAAAUGAUAAAUCACGGGAACAUAUCAAACAAGUUUUGGAGCAAGCUUGCUCAAAAUUCCGCAAGCACGACUUGAAGGAGAAAUGCAUUGAAGUCGUUGACAAGAAUGCGGAUUACAUUGUCAAUUCGAUCAUCCAGAAAGUAUCACCAAAAGAAAUCUGCCAUGGACUUGGAUUCUGCGACGCAGAAACACUUGCAGUUGCACAGAAAAUUGAACAAAUGUCCGAUCAAUUGAUGGAAAAGUACUCAGAAACGCCACAAUGUGUGCUGUGUCAAUUGAUUGCAACGAAACUAGAAGCCGAUUUGAAAAAUAAAAAAACGGAAGCGGAAAUCGAGAAUGCUGUUCGUCAGGUUUGCCAUGCAUUCCCCGGCAAAUACACAGCCAAAUGCAAGAAAUUCAUCGAAGAAUAUGCUGACCUCAUAAUCAGUAUGCUUUCAACCGUUCCACCGAAAGAAUUGUGCGCCGAACUCAACUUCUGUCUUAGCCAUUUGAGGAAAGACACGAGCCAACGCGACGUUUUGGAGUGCGGCAUUUGUAAUACGGCUGUUGAUAAUUUGGCCACCGUUCUUGAGAAAAAUGGACCAAAAGAUAAGGAUAUUGUCGCUGAAACAACGUGCCAUUUGAUUGCAGCGAAAUACUAUCAACAGUGCCAUGAUUUCAUGAAAAUCUACGGUGUCAGUGUGACAAUGUUGCUGAAUAGAUCUGAAAAACGUUCAGAGAUUUGCGUGAAAGUUGGAAAAUGCUUCCGAAACGGCAACAGCAACAUAUUCGUUGAAAUCAACGGAGAUGUAUAUGCAUCUGAUGAAUCUACCGAGUCAGAUGAAUCCAUCGAAUCUGUCGAAUCUCAUGAAAAGACACACAGAAACCGACCAUUGAUUGGAGCAAACAACAAGUGUACAUUUGGACCAAGCUACUGGUGUUCAUCCGAAGCAACAAUGAAGGAGUGUAAUGCACAUGCAUUCUGCAACACUCGAUACAAGAUGACUACAGCUCCAUAAAACAAUAGACCGCCAAAAGAUGCGAAAAAUGUUCAGCUCCUUCUUGACAGAUGAUAUCAACUUCAAACUGUCAAUGAUCAACGCGAAUCGAGAAACUUUUUUUUUUUUGAAAAAUCUAUUCAUCGACGUAAAAUAGAACCAAAAACUAAACAACAACAAAAAAACAAUAAAGAAAACAGUUGAUAAUUCAAGGCCUUUAAUAAAA